Messenger RNA from Lagopus leucura (white-tailed ptarmigan), 2047 nucleotides. It is a transcript of the gene PRELP, whose product is annotated as proline and arginine rich end leucine rich repeat protein. Lineage: Eukaryota; Metazoa; Chordata; Aves; Galliformes; Phasianidae. Gene Ontology annotation, molecular function: protein binding; heparin binding. Gene Ontology annotation, cellular component: extracellular exosome. The transcript is spliced from 3 exons. Bases 120 to 1244 code for a protein of 374 amino acids. The record is from RefSeq and is a predicted model, not a curated record.
GCCGCUCACUCGUGGAGAGGAGGAGGAGGAGGAGGAGGGAGGCAGCCAGAGGGAAACUGCCCUGGGGAUUAAUAAGAGGCAGGAGGAGGGAGAGGUGCACGCAGGCAAACAUCUGGACCAUGAAGUUGGCCUUUAGCUUGCUUCUCCCACUUGUUCUCGUGCUGAUCUCAGAGGUGAGUGGGCAGCGGAGGAAGCCUCCACGGAAACCCACCCGCCCGCCUCCUGAGCCCAUCGAGCCUGUUGAACCCGUGGAGCCCACCGAGCUGCCCCCACCCCUGCCGCCCGGCCCACCCUCCAUCUUCCCUGACUGCCCCCGAGAAUGCUACUGCCCCCCAGACUUCCCCUCUGCCCUCUACUGUGACAGCCGCAACCUACGGAAGGUCCCCAUCAUCCCGUCCCGCAUCCACUACCUCUACCUCCAGAACAACUUCAUCGAUGACCUCCCGGAGGAGUCCUUCAGGAACGCCACAGAGCUGAAAUGGGUCAACCUCGACAACAAUCGCAUCCGGAAAGUGGACAGGCGGGUCCUGGAGAAGCUGGAAAACCUCAUCUUCCUCUACAUGGAGAAGAACCAGCUGAAGGAGGUGCCUGCCUUCCUGCCGCCCAACCUGGAGCAGCUGCGCCUGAGCAGGAAUCAGAUUUCCAAGAUCCCUGCUGGGGUCUUCAACAAGCUGGAGAACCUGGUGCUCUUGGAUCUGCACCACAACAAGCUCAGUGAUGGAGUUUUCAACAAAAACACCUUCAAAGGACUCAAGAAUCUCAUGCAACUCAACCUUGCCCACAAUAUCCUGAGGAAAAUGCCGCCUGGGGUGCCCAGUGCCAUCCACCAGCUCUUCCUGGACAGGAACAACAUCGAAGACAUCCCCAGUGACUAUUUCAAGGAGUUUCCCAACCUGGCGUUCAUCCGGCUCAACUACAACCAGAUCUCUGACAAGGGGCUCCCCAAGAACUCCUUCAACCUCACCAACCUGCUGGUGUUGCACCUAGCUCACAACAAGCUCACCAACGUCCCUUUCAUCAGCGCCAAGCUGGAGCACCUCUACCUGAACAACAACUCCAUUGAAAAAAUCAAUGGGACGCAGAUCUGCCCCACCUCACUGAUGUCCAUCCAGGACUUCUCCCCCUCCGACCUGGACAGCGUGCCCCGGCUCCGGUACCUGCGGCUGGACGGGAACCUCCUGAAGCCCCCCAUCCCCUUGGACCUGAUGAUGUGUUUCCGCCUCCUGCAGUCCGUGGUUUUCUAACCCUGCGUGCCUCUCCUAUGACUUGGCUUUGCACAAAGACUUGAACCCCAUCAGCUUUUGACACUCGGGACUCUCUUUGCUUCCCCCUUUCCUCGCUCACACCCUGGCCUCUCUGUUCCUCAUCCCCUCCCUCCCCCCUUUCCUUGCCUGCAGUGGCUUCUGUGUCCCCGGGGGUUGUCUGCAGGACAGCAUCAUGUUGCAGCAUCUGUCCCAGGUCCCAGCAUCAGCCUGGGCUGCAUGGGGGGCUGUCACCUCUCACUAUGCUGUCACACUCCUGUCACCCUGCCCCUGCCCUCACCCCCUCCCCUCCCCACCUGGCCCUUUGCCAGCACUGGAGCUGGCUUCAUCUCUCCCCUGGACCUGGCAGUGUUUGGGGAGGAUGGGCUCGGUCCUAGCCAAAGCAUGUCCUGAUGGAGCUGAUGAAGAGGCUGUUUGGGGAAGGGAUGGCACAGGAGCGAGCGGUGCUGCAGGACAGCAAUCACACAGCCCUGUGAUGGAGCUAUUUCAGCUCAGAGCAGCAGUAUUCUGCACCAACACCAAACCCAAACAGCCACGAAAGCCGAGACCGGCCUAUGUGGGGACAGCUGCAUCCCUGCGCUCGGGGCUGCAGCACGCGCUGAGGCUGACUCCCGGCUUUGGGAAGCGCAGCCCUCCGUCCCCGCACCGCCUCCCAUCAAUCCAAGCGGGUUCUGUGGUCACAUCCAACCGACGGCGGCGGAGCGGUGCUGCGGGUCCCAGCCCGAUCCCGGGGCGUUCCCCCAAGGUCCCGCGGCCUCCGCCCGGUUCGGUGCGCUGGGCGCCGG